GGCCUCGGCCGGGCCCUGCCCGCCGCGGGGGGCUGCUCCGUAACGCCGGUUCCCCUCGGCCCCCGGGGGAGCGGCCGGCAGCGCGGAGGGGGCGGUGCGAGGGGUGCCCAGGCGCGUUCCCUGAGGGCCGGGGGUCGGCGGAGCACCAUGGUGGAGAAGCGCUGCCCGCGGUUGCAGCGGGACGGGGUGUACCGGUGGUUUUCGGAACUGCCCUCGCCUCAGAGAGUGGAGUUUUUGUGCGGCCUGCUGGAUCUGUGCAUCCCGCUGGAGCUGCGUUUCCUGGGAGCCUGUUUGGAAGAUCUGGCUCGGAAGGAUUAUCAUUCGUUGAGAGAUUCCGAAAUCAAAGCCAACAACCCCGCCGAUCUGGGCAGCCUCACCAACCUGACGGACGAGGUGGUGCGCAGCAAACUGCUGGUUUCUCUCGCCUUGCUGGGUUCUGCUCACCGCGAGGCCGCCGGGGUCCUUUUCCGGACCCUCACCCACAUCGAUUCCGUCAUCAACAACUACGGGCUGCAGCUCAACGAGGGCCGCACCGGGGAUGAAUUCCUGUUGCUUUUCACCAUGGCGUCCAACCACCCCGCUUUCAGCUUCCACCAGAAGCAGGUGUUGAGGCAGGAGCUCACCCAGAUCCAGAACAUCAUGGCCAGCACCAGCAAGAAUCCCAGCAGCUCUGCUCUCAACUCCAUGGCGACUUAUCCGGGCUGCCAUAAGGUCACUGCAAGGUCCGAGACCCCCAUAAACAGUGUCAGUAACAGUUUGGAAAAUGUCCUACAUACAUCAACACAUUCCAUUGAGGAGUCAUUACCCAAGAGGCCUUCAGGGAAACACUCCAAAGUGAGUGUUGAAAAAGUGGAACUAAAGGGACUGGCACACAAGAAGAACGAAAGAAACGUUGAAUAUUCUUUUGAGGUCCUGUGGUCUGAUUCUUCAGUGACAUUGGUAACUAAAUCUUCCGUGGAAGUGACUGAAUUUAUUUCAAAGCUGUCUCAGCUGUAUCCAGAAGAAAACUUGGAGAAAUUCAUUCCUUGCCUAGCUGGUCCAGAUUCAUUUUACCUAGAACGGAACCACAUGGACCUGGAAUCGGACCUUAGGUAUUUGGCACCAUUGCCUUCCCAUGUGGUGAAAAAUGACCACGUUAGAAAGUUCUUCAGCACUUCAUCCCCUUCACAGCAACUUCAGAGUUCAAAUCCUGGCAACUCCUCCCUUUAUAAAGUAGGAACUACUCUGGGAACAUCUGGAAGGCCUAUAUGUGGAGUGGCAGGCAUUCAGUCUUCUCAGAACCACGUCCAGCACUCAGCUGCUGCUCCUGUAGCGCUGCCCCACUGCUCCCAUGCAGGAGGCACCGGUUCAUCCCUGGCCUACCGCAACCAGAUGGAUGCUGCAUCACCCAUGUUGAUGUCUUCCAGCCCACAGACCCCUCAAACACAGGAGCAAAAUGGGAUCUUAGACUGGCUCAGGAAACUGCGGUUGCACAAAUACUAUCCUGUCUUCAAGCAGCUCACCAUGGAGAAGUUCCUGAGCCUAACGGAGGAAGAUCUGAAUAAGUUUGAAUCCCUCACCAUGGGAGCAAAGAAGAAACUCAAGACCCAACUGGAACUGGAGAAAGAAAAAUCAGAAAAACGGUGCCUCAACCCCACAACACCUUCUUCAGUUACCAGCAGUGGUGUGGCAAGGGUUCCCCCUACUACACAUGUGGGGCCUCUCCAGAGUAUUCGUGGCAACCAUGCUGCAGAGCUGCGGGUGGACGUAGAUCAGCCAGCCCACCCUCUGCCCCGGGAGGGCAGCUCCUCCGAGUACUCCAGCUCUUCUUCCAGCCCCAUGGGGAUCCAGACGAGGGAGGAGAGCUCAGACAGCGCCGAGGAGAAUGAGAGACGUUUGGAGAUUCACUUAGACGGUUCUGAAAAGGAGAAGCCGGUGAUGUUACUGAACCAUUUCACUUCGAGCUCUGCCAGACCCACUGCUCAGGUGUUGCCAGUGCAAAAUGAUGCAGGCUCCAAUCCGUCCGGCCACCAUACUUUGCCAAUGCAAAUGAUGUCAGCGGCCUCUACUCAUAUCACCCCCAUUCGGAUGCUAAAUUCAGUGCAUAAAUCAGAGCGUGGCAAUGCAGACAUGAAGCUACUUUCGUCGUCUAUGCAUUCACUUUUAUCUUUAGAAGAAAGAAAUAAAGUCUCUCCUGGACCUAGAGGCAGCAUAAAAAUGGAAAAGAGUUUUGGGAAUACAGUAGUGGAUGUCAUGUCUGCGCCUUCUCCCCAUCAGCCCUUGCAAGUGCUUUCGGGGGCUGCCGAGAACAGCUCGCCCACAUCUACUAUUAACUUUGGGCCUCGAACCAAAGUCGUCCACGCUUCAACUCUGGACAGAGUGAUGAAAACAGCUCAGCAGCCAGGACUGAUAGUAGAGACGAGUACUGCUGCCACUGUCACAUCCAGCACGGUCUUCCACGUGGCUCGCCCACCCAUCAAGCUCCUGGUAUCAUCCUCUGUUCCUACUGAUCCUGCCAUUGCUGGACAGACUUCCUGCUCCAGUAAUAUGCAAAUAACGGUAUCCCCUGCAAUAAUAAAUCCCCGGACUGCUCUGUAUACAGCCAACACCAAAGUUGCCUUUUCUGCAAUGAGCAGCGUGCCUGUGGCACCCAUGCAAGGCAGCUUCUGCGCAAACAGCAACGCGGCCUCAUCCAGCAGCCACCCUUCCACGUCCUUUGCAACCAUGGCCAACCUGCCCAGCUGCCCCGCGCCCAGCUCCAGCCCCACGCUCUCAUCCGUCGCCGAGAACAACUUCUACAGCAACAGCAGCAGCAGCAGCAGUAGCAGCAGUAGCAGCAGCAGCGGGUCUGCGGGGAGCAUCCCUGUGCCCAAUCAGAACCACCAUCACCACCACCACCAGCAGCAGCAGCCGCAGCCUCCCGGCUGCAUGGUGUGCAGCUCCUGCGGGUGCAGCGGGAACUGCGGCUCCAGCGGGAUGACCGUCAGCUACGCCAACUAUUUCCAGCACCCGUUUUCAGGACCUUCAAUGUUUACUUUCCCAUUUCUGCCCUUCAACCCCCUGUGCAGUAACGGCUACAUCAACACGCAGCAGUACAACAGCAGCACCACUUUCCCCGUGGUCCACACGGCCUACAACAGCGGCAUCGCUCCGGACUCUGUGAUGACGGGGCAGUCGACGUUUGCGGUACCGCCGAUGCAGAACUUUAUGGCAGGGACAGCAGGGGUUUAUCAGGCACAGGGAAUGAUGGGAAACGGCAAUGGUUCGAGUCACAAAAAAAAUGGGAAUCUCUCCUGUUACAACUGUGGGGCCAGUGGGCACAGAGCUCAGGACUGCAAACAGCCUCCAAUGGAUUUCAAUCGACAAGGUACUUUUAGGCUGAAAUACGCUCCUCCCUCCGAAAGCCUUGACUCCACAGACUGAUCUUUUACCUGGCAAGAAAAAUACUGUAAGCCAUGGAGAUAGAAGGAGACUGAACUACAAAACUGAGACGUCCAGUUGCUGUUAAGCUUAAUGUAUUUUUUAAUCCAAAGGUGCUUUACUUUAUUAGACUAGGUAGGAAAUCUAGCUUAGGGGUGCAUCGAACCCAUUUUUGAUUGCCAAAUUCAAGCUUGGAUCUUGCUGUUGGAACUUCUGACCCCGUGUCAUAGGACGAUGCGUGCUGGAUGGAUGGUGGAGCUGGCCAGAUGCAUUUUCUGUUGCAAGUACAACACCCUACGUACUAUUUUUGCUGGAGAAUGUUGCCAUACGUGGACUUUUGAAGGUAAAGGUCUGACUCCAGGGCAGCUACACGGUGAGGUGGAAGCUGGAGGCGGAGGUGGGAGCGGCCGUUUGCCAGAAGGACUUUGGCACCCCUGGGCUAGGUAAAAUGUCUACUUUUUUUCAAAAGUGAUCAGGCACUAAUCUCUGGGAUUUUUAAGGAUUGCACUACAGAAGAAUGUAAAACUCUUCGAGCUUUCUGCACUUCUAGCAGACGGUGUCACUCUGAGACCAGUGCAAGAGGCAAAGAAGUUGCGACCUUUACCAAUUGGCACCAGCAGGCUACGUGACUUAACGACACAAUAACAAUCUUAAGUCAGUCUCUCCUUUCCCUUCCAAAAGAACACAUGCAGCAGUUUCGGUUCCUUCUGGAAACAAACUUGUGCUUCAUUGUCUUACCUGUUAGCGCUGGCUUCCCAGCGAUGGAAUAUGCUUAGUUUCCAAGGGUCCAAGUCCCAGAGACUGCAGAGUCAUAAAGGCUUCGAGGAUAUGUUCCUGUAGUACACAAAACAACCUUUACGUCCUGUUACUGUACAUAGGUCUCUUUCACAGAAACCUUAUUAUUCUGCUUUUGUAAAUGAAUUUUAAACCAUCCUAAAGAAGAACUCUGGCAGCAGAGUUUGUAAGCUUUUGCUUUACUUUAUAUUAAAAAACAAACAAACAAACCCCAACCACCCAACCCUCUGACUCCUACCCCAUGGCUUUUGCUACAGGAUUCAGAAGUGGUAGAAGUCAAAACAUGUAAGAGGUAGUAAACUUCAUUAUUCUCAAGACUUGGAAGGAUUUACUGUCAGCCUCCUUCGUUGCAAUAGAUUGUAGAUGACUAGCUUUGGUGUUAACUACUUAGCGUACAUAAUUUGUGGGUGAUAAAUCUAAAUUAGGGCUUGAGAGGAAGCCGAACAAAUCCUGAACUGCUCAUUUGAAACAGUUUGGUCCUGUCUCACUGAAGGGAGGUACAAACCUCGUGGCUCACCCCAGGAAUUCGGCACUGUUCAGUGGGUGAUGCUUCUGACAGAGAUGUUUGCACACUGUAAUUUGGAAGAUCUUAAAGCCUUGUUUACACUUGGAGGCGUUUCUCACACCCGUUUCAACCCCACCAGGACGUGUUGUAGCGGUGCAGCUGACUUUGGCUGGGGUCACAAUCAACGUUUGGUUGCAAAAGAAAAGAAAAGGUGAUGUCUUCUUCCUAUGCAAUGACAACUAAUGAGAGGGGUUGCUCUCAGCCCGGCUCUCGCCGCUGAAACGCUCCUGUUGGCUCUGCCUGCAUUCUGAGCUCACCUGCGUUCAAUUAACAACCUUCAGACCUACAACACUAAAAGUGAUGAAAACUGACAAUGCAAUUUACUUUGCCUUAAUGAGCUUGAGACAAUGGUAGGAACAAUCUGCCGCACCGCGUUACGCCGAAGGAAACGGUUUUUGCUGACGAUGUUUACUAUUCACAGCUUUGGGGGUCUCUCCAGUGGCCUGGAACAUGUGCUGAAAGCCAAACCUUAACCUAUUUUUCACUUUUUUUUUUUUAAACAGUAUUUUAAACCGGAAUCGUGUUUAAAUAAACUGUCUCCACACCCAUACAAGUGUUAAACACCUUCUCAAAAUAGCAAAAAUCGACAGGAGAAGAAUAUCUGUUUUCUGUACUGGUUGUGUUUUGUUUUAACGCCCAAGGCUGGGAAUGUAGUCUUGUCUGAUCUCAUCACCGACUCGAAACCAUAACAAAAGGACUGUAGGACUGAACUCCUGUCCCGCAAACUGUUUCAUUCCUACCUUCAGAGCUUUCGUUGGGGUUGUUUCCUUUGUGUGAAGUUAAGGCUGAUGUUUCUUCGAGUGGCUUCCGUGUACUUUUAGGUAACGUUUUGAAAUGGUGAAGUCUGAUCUUAGAGUAAGUUCAAUUUCAGAAGUCUCGAGUACCUUAAAGCAACGUGAGCAUGAUAGAGAAGUGUCUGAUGGACCGGCACCAGUGAUAGAGCCUUCCCUACACCAGAGCCAGCUGUGGCUUCAGAUCUGCUCAUCAGCGCUGUCCGCUUUGGACCAAGAACAGCCAACGCUGGUAAGUCUGAGCAGAGCACUUCAGUUCCAUAAAAUAACCCUUUGUCUGUUUUUCAAAGGCCCAAACCCAUCUCCCCACCCCCUGAGAAGUAAGGCAGCUCAUUUUAGAAUAGUAGUUCCAGCUUCACUGGCUGAAAGAACCAGUUCUUCAAACCUAUUUUUGUACAUUGAGAGAUUUCAAAGUACGCUAUUUAUUCCUAUCUUUGUCCUGAAAGUAUAAUAAGAAUUAGUUCUCAACAUGGAUUUCACUGUGGAAUAGAAAUGAGUUGGAUGUGUGAGGCAGAGGGGAGCCCCAAGCUGUGCCCUGUGGGGUGCAGGGAGGCUGGAUGUGUGGCUGAUUAUGCAUUUCCAGGACUGUUUUCCUUUUGAUGGGAAUACCAGAAGCAGGGUGGGAUUUCCAGCCAGCUCCUCACCCUGCAGGCUCUGAGGUAAGCAUGAACAGAUGCCUUGCUUGGUGCUGAGCAGUAGGAGAGCAAGCAAGUAAGGCUCCAUUUUAGCAAGCAAGGUAUUGAUCACAGGUUUCCUUCAUCUUUUUCCUUCAAAUGACGUCACGCUUUACUUUUUGUCAAGCCUUUUCAGUAGCGUGCACACCAUGGUCCUUAAAUCUUAGCACAUUAAGCAACAGACUUCCAGUAAUGAUGGUUUAACACUAGGCUCUCACCAUUACCCCACACUGGGUUUCACGCUGCUUCUGGCAGGCAGGCUUUGAGGGGAAGGGACCCAGAGCUGCUUGGUGCUGUAUUUGGCAUAGCAGCACUCCUCCCCACAACAUGCCAUCACCCAAAAGCCCUGCGUAUGGGUUAGCUGUCUGUCUGUAGCAUCAUCACAUCCAGGAAGGUUUGUUGGAGGUCACGGAUGCACAGAGCUGUGGAUUUGGAGCAGUCUGGAAUGCCUGUGUGCAGGCAAAUCUGGGCUGAAACCGAUGUAACAGCGCCAGCAAAAGAGUCUGGGAACCCUGAGCACCCCCACCGCCCUCCAUCUGUUGUAAGAACCCCUUGGAAAUGCCUGGAUGCUCUCAAACAAACGAGGAACGUGUUGGUACUGAUGCAGAAAGCAAAUCCUGCGUGUUUUCAAGUGCAGAUUAACAGCUUCUCUUGGACAUAACUUUCCAUGAGGAAUGAAGGAAACUCCUGCUCCCAUUUGAGCCAUUUCUUUUACUUCGGUCAAUUCUAGUAUUACAAAUUGUGCAUGUAACUUUAUAAAUAUUUUAAAUAGUUUUGUAAAUAUUUAAUAUUCAGCUAAUUUGAUUUUGAACUGUAAAUGUCAAGUAUUCUGGUAUUGGGAUUUUUAUGUUUUAUUAUACUUUGUUAAAAAGUAAAAAAUUGUACAUUUUUAGAAUGUUUUUAUCUGAGUAAAUUUAAUGU
Molecule: messenger RNA, 7145 nt
Organism: Phasianus colchicus (ring-necked pheasant)
Lineage: Eukaryota; Metazoa; Chordata; Aves; Galliformes; Phasianidae
Gene: ZCCHC14
Product: zinc finger CCHC-type containing 14
Molecular function (GO): phosphatidylinositol binding; nucleic acid binding; zinc ion binding
Source: RefSeq, a predicted model, not a curated record